UUAACCGCGGCGAGCAUAGGGCAAAAGUGACAAGGACAACGGCGAGCCGAUGCAAAUCGGGAUUUGUCGAAUCGAUCGUCGUUCGCAUCGAAGCGGUGAUUAGGCCACAGAUACUAACUAUUAUCGGCUGCGCCUACAAUUAGUGUCUUUUAGCAGGCACGGUCUAAAUUUUCGAACUGUUUCGGCAAACACAUCGUGGCGUUCCGCGUGGAUGAUGAUACUGGCUUCAUUAACAGUUUAUACUCCACUUAACCGGCUCGUUUGUGCGGAUUACGCUCGAGAAGAUCGCCCUAUAAACUCUGCCGGAUCGCGAGCAGAAGUCUCGUAAAAUUAUGCAGAAUUCGGCUGGGUCCCACUUAUGAGAACGUAUCGGCGGGCCGACGUCCGCCUCCAUACGGAUUACAUGUUUUCCUAUUAACGCAAAUUCCAUCGAUACACUCGUUUCGAUACAGAUACAGCGGCGAUUCUCGAUUCGAUGCGCACUCGCGAUAAUCUCGCGAUCGUUCUUCCCAGAGUGGAUCCGGUGAACGGUCACCGAUGUAUGAAAAUUUACACGGUCCGAGCGGCUCGUCGAACGAGCGCGAUUUCUUGCUUCGAUUAUUCCUAAAACUGCGUCGCAGAAAUUGAAUUCUCAGGUAAUCAAGCAAUACAAAUGCAAAUACCAGCUCGAACGGCCGCGUUAUCACCGCUUCGAAAUAUUCCGCAUAAAUAAACAAUCGACGGUUACGAGUUACAUUCAUUUACAAUAUCGAUCGACCAACGUGUUGCCGUUAAACCGGGCGUCGUUGAUCAAUCAACGAUCUUGACGCGCGUUCGAUCGUCGAACUACACCGCAGUGUUUUUUCCCUGAUAUUCAGAAUGCCAGGUUCCGACGUUUCUCGCGAUCUCUCGCUAAUUUCGCCACGACACCAAUUGUUUGUCGCGAGUUCUACGUCGAAGCGGACGCGGACGCGGUUCUCGGGUCAGAAUCACGCGAGUCGCGGUCCAAUUCGUCACUGUUCGCGUCGACGUGUUUCGGGGUUGAUCGGUGUCGAACGAUCGUUGGACGAUUCGUGCGAUUCGUAACCGUGAACAAAUAGCCAAUUAUUCUUUUCCAAGUCAUUACAUCGUUCUGCGAGAUUUACUGUUCCGUUUCAUUCGUGCAUCGUUCGCCUCGAUUCGCCAAUCAAAGCGACAGUUUGUAACGCUUCGCAACGGUGUCAGUUGAUUUGUCAACGUUAGAGGUGUGACGGAGCUGCUCUGUCACGAUCGAAACGAAGAAUCGCUUUUGUCGCGGCCGUUUAAACGCGACGAGGCGACCGACGAAGAAAGAAAGUUGGCCAGCCUACUAAAAAUUCAAAACGCGGGCGAAUUUCCUUGGGAAUAAAUUUCCAAGUUUCCUUCGCGAGAAUAGCCGAGCAAAUACGGCGUCGCGAGCUUAUCCAACCCUGGAAGGAGCUAGAAAGUUUGACGCAUUGCCGGUGAAUAAACCGAAACGAUUGUUACGCAACGUUUGCGUAAAGAAAGGGGGAAAGAACUUUUUUAACCCUCGUGUUAUUCAUCCAUAUCGAGGACAACGACGAUAGACUAUGAAUAAUAGUCAAUCCAAUAUAACGACGACUUGCGAGUUGAAAACUCGCGAUGCGCCGACAGCGAUAACCCUAUCGUCAGAGGCUGAUGGAAAAGAGUACGUGUUUUCGCCUCGAGGAAGAACGUCGCAUCCACGGGGACAAAACAUGUCCUUGACUGCCGUUAUAAACCAUCGACGAGGUCUUCUCGGAGCAUUGAUUUCAGGGUUAGGCAGUAACAUGUCGCUACCCUCCUGCAUCCCUCAGGAUCAGGAAUUUGUAACGGGACACACGACAGGAUGUAAAAUACCGUUGUUAAACAAUCGGAAUCAUCCGGAGAGGAACGAUCACGAAAGGCAACGACCCAAUUUCCUACCACUGUCACCUGUCAACGCGGCUUACGUGUCUGUAAACGCUUUGGAACCAGCGAAGGUCAAGCAACAGAUGAUCGAGCAACGACCAAAAUUGACAGAGAAAAGAAAGUGUCACGCGGAAAUAGUGUCCAUUAUGAGUACUCUCUACGCGAAUUUGUUGAUCGUAGUUGGACUCGCUGUACCUAUCACUGCUAAUGUGACGGAAAGAGUUCCAGCUUCGUUGAAUCAGGGUUUCUACUUGUAUUUAUACGUAGUGAGCGUCACGUUCGUGAUCUCUUUGUACGUAAUGGUAUGGAGGGACAAAGCCGAGAAGAAUAUGGUGCGGAGAAACGAGAAGGAAGAGGCGUUAAAAUUCGACGAGAAGGGCGAUCGCGUGAACGCGUGUCAGACGCAACAGUACGGCAGCUUUUGUCUGAGACUCGGCGCAGUGGGAUUUGGCGCUGGCUCGUUGGUAUUUACGGGAUUGCAAAUUGGGGCGGAAAUAGCUUCCGGUCCGUUCAGGGCGAUUACACCGGGUGCCAGGCUGCUGCUAGUUACGGCCCAGAUGCACUUUAUAUUUCUCAACAGUAAAAGUCUCAACUUGGCCAAGCACGCCGCUCUCGCCAAGUUAGGCCUGAUGCACAUGAUCGCGACUAAUCUCUGCGAAUGGUUGCAGGCGUUGGUCGAGGAAACGCAACACGAGAUCGAUCAGCUGGGCUACACGCACGACGACGAUGACGGUAUCCUCAAGUCGCUUCUGAGAGACGCCAGCCCGUUCCUUUUCCCGUGCACAAUUGAAUUCAGUUUAAUUUGCGCGGUGAUACUGUUCGAGAUGUGGAAGAGGGUGGACGAGAAGAUCGAUGCUAAAAGCGAGAUCCCGACGAGAUCUUCGUAUCACCUUAGCAUAGAUUGCAGCAGCUCUCACAAAGGUCUCUUUGGCGGAAUUCUAGUCGUUGCCGCGACGAUAUUGAGCUUGAUCAUGUUCUUCGUGCUGAAGGAGGCCAAGAUGAAGAUCGCGAUCGUUCAGGUUACCUCGUUGGACGCGACUAUACUUAUGUUAGGUAUGAUCGCUUCGGUCGCUGGGACAUUGAAAUUGCAAGCGUUGCAGCAAAAGAUUAUCAAGCCAUCGGACUUGGAUACCACCCUGUUGGCGGCAGCUCAAGCUGGGGUCUAUCUGCAUUGUCUGUUCGGAGUUGUUGGUGAUAUAUUGACAAUGGGUCCGACCUGGGUACUAUCGCUUAUCACAGAUUUAUUGGCCCUGGUACAGAGCACGAGCCAGACACUGCUUAUUAAAAAUGCGUGGGGAAGACGUUGCUCCAGAAACGACAAGCCUGGCAAGGAACUGAUCACCUUUCUGAUAGUCGUGAAUAUCGCCUUAUGGACAGUGAACACAUUGGAGAAAUCUCGUGCGGGGGUUCGUCCGGAUCAUUUACGGUUCUUCGGUGUAUGGGCAUGGACCAUCAUAACGCACGUGUCUAUGCCAUUGGCUAUAUUCUAUCGGUUUCAUUCGGCGAUAUGCCUGUUCGAAAUAUGGAAGACGUGUUACAAAUGUAGAUCCAACAGCGUCGUUCAAACCCCUUACUAAGUUAUCUGAUUCAAAACGAUGACUUUAUAGUACGGUUAUUUUGAUAAAAUUGUUACUUUUCAUAAAGAGUACAUGUAAAGCACACAAAGAAAUUGCGUUAUCCUUCGACGUUCCUUAAUUACCAUUUAACUUGGCAAACACAAAAGAGAAAGAGAAAGAGAGGCAGAGAGACUGAGAGAACAGGAAAAAAGAAUGAAGAAAAGAGGACUGGCGAUCCUUCGCAAAUAACAACGUUACAAGACACAAAAGGCAAACUUGUCCGCAACGUUUACUACCUUGCACGGGAACUUCUAAGCUGGCGCCAAAGACAAAGGGUAAAAGGGCCGUUUCAAAGCCUUCUUCGUUGGCUGCGACGAUGUUGGCGAGGACGAGGACGAGGACGAGGACGAGGACGCGACGUGCCAUGCUCGACGCAAAUCGAUAGAGGUGCGUACUUUUAUCGGUGUACCACAGAGAAAAGAUAGACGGUAACGAUGAUGGUGGACGGUCGACAGUUUGAUACGGUUUACGGUAAACACAUUUCGGUAGCAAUCACAUCACGAGGCAAGCAAGCCUCGCUGCAGCGAGAAGUAGGUGAUGCUUCGGUGGUUGGAGAAAGCGAGCGAGUGGACGGUGAAGAGCUCUUAGCCAACCCUUUGUUGCUCCUGCCACCACUAUUGCACCCUCUUCCUUCAUCACCCUGCCGGUCCCUCUGCUCUGCCCUCUUUAACUCCUACCCUAAACGUAGUGGAGGCUGUACUCUUGACCAAAGGCUUCUGAUUUACUUAGCCUAUCGAGUGCUCUCGGACUCGUCCACCAAGAAUACCAUGUACGCGUCCCGCCCGUGUACCUUGUGUUCCGAAAUUUCGAACUUAAUGCUCCACUUACCGCCCGUCUACCUUCCGCGUCAAGAUUUCGAAGACCUGAUUGCGUUCGCCAUCGUAUAAAUAAAUUUUUCAAGUAAAAGAUCGGAACAUGCUUAAUUACUCACGGGGCUGAGGUGUUUCUUUCAUCGGAAGAAAGCGUAACUAUUAGUCGGAAAACUGAAAACAAUAAUUGUUGGGAAGAAUUUUGCACAAAAACAUGUAUGAAUCUUGGGCGAAAGGAGAAAGAACAGAGGGUGUUAGUAACAGCCGUCACAAUCCUCUAACGCUCGUCGUAGCUUUUGUUUUUUUUACGGAUUUAACCAGGAUUUACCGUCUCUACGACCGCCUAGCUGCGCGACCUACCACCACCAGCAUCGGAUACAAUCUGCAACGCGCGCAUGGAAAACGUUCGGCUUCCAAGGAAACGUGAAAUCUUAGAUUUGCCCGGCUUUCGUUGGAUAUCCUGAACUACGUAAAAAAUACUCGCACGAAUUUUUAGGAAUUUUUAGGAUCGACAGGUCGGAAGCAGAACGAAUGAAAUUCGUAGGACAAUCUAGCGCCAUAGGUCGUAAUCCAUUUACCUAAUUUAAUUGGCAGUAGAAUUUAAAGUUGCACCAUAAGCGGUGACCGUAAUUGUCGUAUAACGAGUCAUCUAUUAACGAUAAUAGUUAUUAUCGGACUGAAUCGGCCACGCAACGAGAAUAUCGAUUAUUAUUAACGACGAGAUUAUUUAUAGCGGGGACACCUUGAAAGCGAAAUAAUCAAGGACUGUGUGAAUUUGCAUUUAACAUUCGAUGAAUACGAAACGUUUCGCGCGAGUUUGACCGUUCGCGCGAUAAUUCUUGGACGAGGUACGAUGCUCCUUGUAUCGGUCACAGAAAAAUCUUGCAAUUUAUCGGCUCCUGUCCUGUAACUCCCGUCGAUUCGAACGUCCACGUUGGCAGAAAGGAACCAAGCGUGGAAAAGGAAGAAAAGGCGAUGCGACAACGACGGGACCAGGAAACCUUGAUAUAUCCUCCAAACACAAGAAGAGAGAACGUCUUGGCGGAUUUAUCGGAACAGCAGAUAAUGGAUGGUCUCCCAGCAGGGGAACUUUUUUGAAUAAUAUAACGUACAACUAGCGGAAAUGCUUCGAUUUUAUGGCGAAUUGAAAUACGCUUAUACCUUUUCCUCUUUGUCCUUUUCUCCGGUAAAUACUGCAAUAAAAUAAUCGCCCGCCGAAAGGAAUAGCCUCUUGUUGUCGCCCACGGCCAUCAGCGGAGGACCGAAAACGUAUCGACACGUGAAAUCAUUAAACGUUCGAAAUAAAAUUAUCUCGGCGAGAGCGGAGCGUAAAGGAGCCAUGCGAAGGGUCAGCGGCCAUUCUCUUUCUCGACCCAAUUACACGAGGCUUUAAUGAAUUUUCGAUAUGGUCGUAGCUGCCCGCUACGACGCGUUGAUAAAAAGAAUGAGGAAAAACAAGUAAAUUAUUCGGUCGCUGUCGAUGUAACUGAAAUAAGGAGAAACAGCGUGAAGGUGGAAAGGGAGGGGUAGACUUUGACGAAAAGAUAUGACAGUGGUAUUGGGUGGAACGACUCUACCCGACAAAUACCACUGGCGGAGGUCGUCGAUUGGACGAUCCUCGGGAAUGUAUUUAAUUCGAUUGGACUCUGCCUCCAUCUGGACGAGACAAGAGAGAAGAAGGGAGGGUAACUCGCAGCAAGGACGAGGGAACCUCUGUUUCCGGCGGAAAUGAGACCUUCGCGACUCGUACUCCCAUCCUCCGCUACCAAUUCUGCCUCCUCCUGAACGCUUUCUCGAACCUCUUCGAUCAGCCUAUGGCCGUUUCCCUAACCGAGCUAUCUAUCUAUCGCUGUCUAUCUCGAGGGUGAGAAUGCAAAUCGUAUUUAUACUGUAUCUCACGCGACCAGGUAAAUAUUUCAAGCAGCCAUAGUUAGCCGCGUUUCGUGCGAAACUUGCUCUCUGGAAAUCAUUGAAAUCCGCUUGCCGAAUUACCCGCGUUUCCCGCUCUUUCCAGCUGCCUCGUCCCUCAUCCAUCCCGAUCCGCCCCUUUCCACGUUUCGCUCUCUUUCAAAUAUUUAAAUUAUAAAUAUUUACCGAUGUCGCGAAACUCUAGUUUCUGACCGAAACGUGCGACUGAAAGCAGACGUUGUAAUUUGACAGCGAUAUUAUCAUUAUUGGACGACCGUUUAUUGCGAUUUAUUGAAAUACAUGGCCGUGCGUCGGGCAAAUUGGAACUUAAACAAAUCCCAUUUCUACGAUGAUACCGUGUUUUCUAUUAUAGCAGUGACUCCGUAGGAGAAUAGGAAUGGUAAGCUUAGUAAAAAUAAAAAAGACAUUAGCGGAAGAAAAAAAAAGGAAAAAAAGAAGGAAGGUGAGACGAGGUAAAGUCGGAGUCGGAAAGACUUACUAAUGCUCCCUCGCAGCUCUGCUGAAUGUCGCUUGGUCUCCAUGGAUGUAAUUUUCACUGUAUGCCCGGAUUAGAAGCCAGCUCGUCGGAGGCUCCUCCAUGGUAUGCCGCUUGAUAAGUAUUGCCCCAUACCUCUUGAAUACACUAGAACUGGAAAAGGGAUUCGAGAUGAUCUCAAAGCGGUCGAUUGGCCUCGACGUGACGUUACGGGUCACGGAGAUAGGCAGCUGUUAUGUCUCAUUAAAAAUCCAGGUGCUAUAAUAGCGCGGAUUAAUGAUAAGAGCAUAAAGGCAGGAGAAUCAUGUAGGUUGUCAGAACGUAAAAGCUAUUAUUACGAUACCUGUCGUUGCCAUUUCGAUGAGAUUGAGUUUACUUAACGUCUCGAGAGAAAAAUAUCCAUCAAUCUUUCCAAAGAAGUAGAUCUUAAGAAACCAAUACUUGAUACGCAUACUUUUAUAUAUAAAUUUAUCUAUAUUUAACACGCGUGUACACAAUUUUUGCGACACGGUCAAUGUGAAGGAUAUUUUACCUAAAGAUAUUGAAACAUCUUUCUUAUAGGUCUUGUGUGUGUCGGUGAAACCAAUAUCUAUUUAAAGUAAAAAAAUUGCUGAUCGAAAGAGUGGAUUACGUGAAUUCACCGUUCUUGAGAAGGGCAAGGACAAAACUUUUGCUAGAUGGUAUUUCUUACAAUCAGAUAAGCGGAUCAUUGGAAAAUUCGGUAAAAAAAUAAUCCUAGGGAAAAAUGCACUGGCGUAAGAUACUUCUAUAUCUCUAUAUUCGACUCUUUAACUCCAAAUGAUGCUGUGAAAAAGAAAUGUAAAAUUAUAGUUGUGUGUAGAGGUAGAGGUGUGCUUUUUAAUGAAACGAUGUGAAAAAAUAUAUGAACUAAAUAAUUAUUUAAUUUAUUUUCCUUUAUUUAUGUUCUUAGGACUAAGAAGUACAUUGUCAUAUAAUGCAUAACGGAUAAGAUAAGAAACUUUCAAUAGCUCAUAGUUUUAGUAUUCGCUGUUUUAACUCAAUAGAUAGAUCAUUAUAAAGUUGAUACUGCUGGUGCAAUAAUGUUUUAAUCACGUUGUG
Molecule: messenger RNA, 7817 nt
Organism: Bombus impatiens (common eastern bumble bee)
Lineage: Eukaryota; Metazoa; Arthropoda; Insecta; Hymenoptera; Apidae
Product: proton channel OtopLc-like
Exons: 12
Coding region: 1569-3485 (638 amino acids)
Biological process (GO): proton transmembrane transport
Cellular component (GO): membrane
Molecular function (GO): proton channel activity
Source: RefSeq, a predicted model, not a curated record